UUUACAUAUUAAUAUAUCAAAUGUCAUACUGUUCUUCUUAAUAAACGUGAAAUGAUUUCACUUUGUAAAGGAUUAAGCAGGAUUUCGAAAAUAAUACUUAGGCAUAGAAUUCCGCAGAAAGAGUUUGAGAAACAUUUAAGGAGCCAAAUUCGAUUCUCUACCUGUGAUAAUGAGCAGUGGGAUUUCGUAGAUAUGAAACAUGCUGAAUAUGAAAGGGUUUGCACUGAAACUCUAGAAGGUUUAUUUGAAUAUUUUGAAGAAUUAUUGGAUUCUGCAACUUUUGUGGAGUUAUCAGAUGUUACUUACAAUGAUGGUGUUCUCACAGUAAAUUUAGGAUCUUCUGGAACAUAUGUGAUAAACAGACAGACUCCGAAUAAACAGAUUUGGUUAAGCUCUCCAAAUAGUGGCCCCAAACGAUAUGAUUUUUUUGGAUCCAAAAAUGCGGAAUUAGGCCAAUGGAAAUAUAAACAUACAGGCGAAUCAUUGCACAGUUUACUACAAAAAGAAAUAAAAACAAUAUUAAAAAAGGACGUAAAUUUCUUUAAACUACCUUAUUCUGGAUAUAAUCCGACUCUGGAAACAUGAUCGAAAUUUUUAAACUUAUUAAAUAAAGAAUAAC
Molecule: messenger RNA, 619 nt
Organism: Condylostylus longicornis
Lineage: Eukaryota; Metazoa; Arthropoda; Insecta; Diptera; Dolichopodidae
Gene: fh
Product: frataxin homolog, mitochondrial
Exons: 3
Coding region: 52-585 (177 amino acids)
Biological process (GO): intracellular iron ion homeostasis; iron incorporation into metallo-sulfur cluster
Cellular component (GO): mitochondrion
Molecular function (GO): iron chaperone activity; ferric iron binding; 2 iron, 2 sulfur cluster binding
Source: RefSeq, a predicted model, not a curated record